Molecule: messenger RNA, 5740 nt
Organism: Vidua chalybeata
Lineage: Eukaryota; Metazoa; Chordata; Aves; Passeriformes; Viduidae
Gene: CBFA2T3
Product: CBFA2/RUNX1 partner transcriptional co-repressor 3
Exons: 12
Coding region: 366-2156 (596 amino acids)
Biological process (GO): DNA-templated transcription; negative regulation of DNA-templated transcription
Cellular component (GO): nucleus
Molecular function (GO): transcription corepressor activity
Source: RefSeq, a predicted model, not a curated record
GAACAAAGAGAUUUUUCUGCCUUUAAUUAAAAGGAAUAUUAAUUCCCUGCUCCUUUGUCGAGCGACUUGAAGACACUCUGCAACCAUCCGUCUGCUCGGCGCCGCGGUGGGGUGAGCUCUGCCGUGUACAGGGCAUGGAGAAAUGGGGGAACCAGCCCGAAAUCCCACGGCAAACACGGAGCAGCAGCCGGGGAGGAUGCUGACAGCCACGGUCCUCGGGUGAGGAGCCCCAUGGAGCUGAGCUGCCGCCUGGGGUGGGCUCUUGGAUCCUCGGAGCUUUGUGAGGCAGGUCCCCGUGCUGAGAGUUUCCACACAGGGAGAGAUUGCGUGGUUGGGGAGAUAACGCGGAGACUCCGGCCGCCGCCAUGCCCGACUCGCCGGCCGACGUGAAGACGCAGGCCCGCUCCACGCCGCCCAGCAUGCCCCCGCCGCCGCCCGCCGCCUCGCAGGGAGCCACGCGCCACCCCUCCUUCACGCCCAGCACCAAUCGAGACGCUGGCCCUCCGACGUUUCUGCCUCGCGGCCGUUUUCAUGGUUGCUUGAAAUGGUCGAUGGUCUGUCUUUUGAUGAACGGGAGCAGCCACUCGCCAACCGCCAUCAACGGGGCUCCGUCCACCCCCAACGGGUUCAGCAACGGGCCGGCCACCUCUUCCAGCGCCUCCCUGUCCACCCACCAGCUCCCUCCGGCCUGUGGGGCCCGCCAGCUCUCCAAGCUCAAGCGCUUCCUCACCACCCUGCAGCAGUUCGGGAACGACAUCUCCCCCGAGAUCGGGGAGCGGGUGCGCACCCUCGUCCUGGGGCUCGUGAACUCCACCCUCACCAUCGAGGAGUUUCACGCCAAGCUCCAAGAGGCCACCAACUUCCCGCUGCGACCCUUCGUCAUCCCCUUCCUCAAGGCCAACCUGCCGCUGCUGCAGCGGGAGCUGCUGCACUGCGCCCGCAUGGCCAAGCAGACCCCGGCCCAGUACCUGGCCCAGCACGAGCAGCUGCUGCUGGACGCCAACGCCUCCUCUCCCAUCGACUCCUCCGAGCUGCUCCUGGAGGUGGGCGAGAGCGGCAAGAGGAGGACGCCAGACAGGACCAAAGAGAACGGUUUGGACCGAGACCCCCUGCACCCCGAGCACCUCAGCAAGCGGCCGUGCACCAUGAGCCCAGCGCAGCGCUACAGCCCCAGCAACGGGCUGAGCCACCCCCCGAACGGGCUGGGGCACCCCCCCGCCGGCCCCCCCCUGCCCCAGCACUACCGCCUGGAGGACAUGGCCAUGGCACACCACUACCGGGACGCCUACCGGCACCCCGACCCCCGGGAGCUCCGCGAGCGCCAGCGGCCCGCCGCCGUGCACGGGACGCGGCAGGAGGAGGUGAUCGACCACCGGCUCACGGACCGGGAGUGGGCGGAGGAGUGGAAACACCUCAACAACCUGCUGAACUGCAUCAUGGACAUGGUGGAGAAGACGCGGCGGUCGCUGACGGUGCUGCGGCGGUGCCAGGAGGCCGAUCGCGAGGAGCUCAACCACUGGAUCCGGCGCUACAGCGACGCCGAGGACAUGAAGAAAGGCAGCCCACCCUCCGCACGCCCCCACAACUCCUCCUCCGCCGCCACCGAGGCUCCCCAGUUAGACGCUCACCGGGACUUCGCGCCGCGGCCGCUCUCCGGGUACAUGCCCGAGGAGAUCUGGAGGAAGGCUGAAGAAGCCGUGAACGAGGUGAAGCGCCAGGCCAUGUCCGAGCUGCAGAAGGCCGUGUCGGACGCCGAGAGGAAAGCCCACGAGCUGAUCACGACGGAGCGCGCCAAGAUGGAGCGGGCCCUGGCCGAGGCCAAGCGCCAGGCGUCCGAGGAUGCCCUCACCGUCAUCAAUCAGCAGGAGGACUCGAGCGAGAGCUGCUGGAACUGCGGGCGGAAGGCGAGCGAGACGUGCAGCGGCUGCAACACCGCGCGCUACUGCGGCUCCUUCUGCCAGCACAAGGAUUGGGAGAAGCACCACCACGUCUGCGGGCAGACUCUGCAGGGGCUGCCGGGCCCCGCCGCCCCCGGGCCGGGCCAGCCCGACGGGGUGCCCGCCAUGGCCAGCAGCCCCAGCGAGGCGGGCUCGGUGGCCGCGUCCCGCGCCGGCACUCCGGCCACGCCGGCGCCGCUGGACAGCGCGUCCCGCUGAGCCACCCUCGGGCUGCCGGAGCCACGGACUGCACCCCGUGCAAUUUCCUCAGCUACCUGACUCGUGUGACCUCCGAAACGACCUCUCUAGCUCUCACAACUAAUCCUCACGGAUCCUCAAACUGGGCUUUAAGUGGAGUUAAGGCAAAUACCGGUCUCUGUUCUUUCUUCAGUCUUUGUUUUGGCUUUUUUUCGGUUGGUUUUCUAUCGGUUGGGGGAUUGUGGUUUGGGAUUUUUUGGGCUUUUUGGCUGUUUUUUUUUUUUUUUUUUUUGCUCUUUGGAUGAGGGAUUUGGCUCCAGCAUCACCACGCAGUGCUGUGGGGAGAGACCAGCCCGAUCCCAUCCCCCAUCAGUGCUGCCGAGGGGCUCACUUGGAGGAGGACAGAACCUUCUUUUCUUCAGCUCUCUCUUCCUAUUUUUUUUUUCUUUUUACCUUUUUUUUUUUUUUUUGUAAAAAAAUAAAGAAAAUAAAAAAGAAAACGUCGGACUCUUUGGCUUUAAGUAAGAAAUUGUAAAAAAGAAAAAAAAAAAAAAGAAAAAAAAAAAGGAAAAAUCCAAAAACCAGACGACGCGUGACGGACGCUCACCUGUAACUACCUUGCUAGCUAGCCAAGAACAGACCAGACUCACCUCUGCUCCAAAGGAAAUCCAAAACCAAGGAAGAUCCAAACGUCUCUCCACUGCCAAAGUUCGUUUCGUUCUGUUGUCGCUUCCUUCCCCUCCCCACAAGGAUGGAUGGACAUGCCCCUGGGGCUUUAAAGAAUUUCUAUUAAAAUAAAGCAAAAAAAAAAAAAAAAAAAAGGUGUUUUUUUACUAAAACCCCAACCCCCAAGGUGUGGGAGGGGGAGAUGGGGCUGAGAACCGCAGCCGGAGCCGGCACAUCUCUACCUCUGCCCGCCACCGCCCUGGGAAAGGAGAACAAAAAGGAGAUUUAAAGAAAAAAAAAAAAAAAUUUUAAAAAAAAAAAGGAAAUUAAAAGACGGAUUUUGGGUUUCUCCCUCACCGAAGCUGUCGGGGGACCCCCCAUCCCUUCACUGCCAGGCUGCUCCCACACCCCGCGCUGGAUUUGUUUCACAAGGAUUUUUAAGAGGAAAAGGAAAAGGAAAGGAAAAGGAACGCUGCCGCCUUCCUGGCCAAGGACAAUGUGGAUUAUUUGGGAUUCUUGCCUCGCUGGAGCGGCACGGAGGACGGAAGUGCAAUAGGGAAAGUCCGAGCUCCGAGCGGAGGCAGCAGUGCUGUGCGCUAAUGUGAAUGUAAAUAGUGUCUGCAGAGGUCCAAAAAUGAAUAAUAAUAAUAAUAAUGCUAGUGAUAAUAAUAAGAGACGUUUGCCAAAUAAAGGAUGAGGAGGAAGCGUGGAGCCGUGGCGCUGGCCGGAGCGAGGCCUGGCAUCGAGAGGAGCUGUAGUUUUUCCGCAUUUGCAAAACCCAUCCUGUGUGUUUUCCGUAGGGGAGGAAGAGGAGGGAAGGGCUCGGGCCGGGGUGGGGGGGGUUGUGCUGCCGGUCACAGGGCUGGGCUGAGCCACAGCAGAGCUUGGCACACGCCAAGGGUGAUGUCAGUGGCCCUGUGCCGCCGGCACCCGGCCCUGCUGGGGGUUCUGUGCACCCCAAAGCCUUGGUGCAUCCCCGGGGAGGGUUCUGCGCACCCCAAAAUCUUGGUGCAUCACCCUGGAUGAGUUCUGUGCACCCUAAGACCCUGGCGGGGGGGGGGUUUCUGUGCACCCUGAGAUCUCUCUGAAUCCUCCCAGGCUUGUUCUUCUGAGGUCUCGGUGCAUCCCCCCCCCACCCACGAGGUUUCUCUGCACCCCAAGACCUUGGGGCAUCCUCCUGGGAAGGUUCUGUGCACCCCAAGGUCUUGGUGCGUCCCCCCAGGGUUUCCCUGUGCACCCCAAGGUCUUGGCCCAACCCCGGGGACGUCUCUGUGCCCCCCAAGACCUCGGUGCACCCCCUGGGUGGUUUCUGUGCCCCCCCCCCCAAACCCUGGGAGCUUCGCCGGGUGCCCCUCCCGUGACUGUUCACUUUAUUUAUGGUGUGACAUAUGUAAUAUUGUCUAUUUUUCUUACGUUUCCUGAGAAGAGGUAAUAUAUAAGAGUAUUGCAGAUGCCCCUGCUGGCCCGGGUGUCCGGCCCGUCCCCGCCGUGUCCCCGCCGUGUCCCCGCCUGUCCCCGCCUGCCCCCGGCCCCGCUCCUGCCGGGGCUCUGCCUCUCUACCUCCACCUCGCCGGGAAACCGCGGGCGAGAGCACUUCCACAGGGACUGCUCUCCUUUCCACUCCACUCCCUGCUGGUUUGCUUUUUUCUUUUUUUUUUUUGAGUUACUAUGAUUUCUUUUUUUUAAAAUUUUAAUUAAGAAUAAAACUACCCUACAGAACCUUGCAUUGAAACCAAAAGCCGAGGGAGGGGAGGGGGGAGACGGCGGUGACGGGCGGCCAAACCAGAACGACAGCUUUAAAUGCGAGAUUUCCCAAAAAAAAAAAAAAAAAAAUUAAAAAAAAAAAAAAAAAAAGUGCUGCGGGGAGGACGGAGCGGCCGCGGGGGCUGCAGUGAUGCUGUGCUGGUACCCUGGGGGCUUCCACCAUUCCGAAAUGGUGGUGUUGGGGGGCGAGGGACGCGUGCCACGUGCUGUGCCCCUUUGGUGGCACCGUGGAGAUGGCAGCGGAUGAGCAGCGUGGUGCUGGCACAGCCUGGCCGCAGCCUGGGGACGCACCAGGCGCCCGUGGCUGCUCACAGCUCCCGGGUUUCCUGCUCCCAUCACGGCUGGGGACACCGCGGACGGCGCUGGGGACACGGGGACAGCGUGCCCCAGGUCCCCGGGGCGCUGGGUGCUGGUGUGCCACCAAGCUGGGGAGGUGGCAGGAGGGACGUGGCUCUCUGGUGCCACCCACGGCACCAGGGUCCCCUCUCCAGCCCCUUCCUCACGUUCCCAACCCAAAAUCCCAGCUGAAACCAAAGUGCCACGUCCCGGCGAGGCUGGAGCGGGGGUCCCACACCUGCCUGGCUUUUGCUCCGUCACUGCCAGAGCCCCCCGAACUCCCCCUGCAGCAUCUCCUCCUCCUCCUCCUCCUCCUCCUCCUCCUCCUCCUCCUCCGGGGGCUGCUGGGGUCCCCCUCUGGAUCCCAGCGGCUCUGAGGCUGGGGACAAGAUGCCACUGUGUUCCCAGGUCCCAGGCACUGUGAUGGGGUGUCCCCCCUGCCGUGGCAGCCCUGGGGGCUCCUCUGGUGUCACCGAAGGCCCCGGGAGGGAGGUCGUGCCAGUGUCCCCCCCUCCCUCCCGGCUGCGGCAGCAGCGCUUCCCCGGCCCCGUGCGGGGCUGAGCCCUGCCCUUGCUGCCCUGGGAUGGGGACACCGGGGCACGGGGGGCCCUGAGGGGCUGGAAACCAGAGCCCCCCGCCGGGGCCGGGCGUGGGGAGCGGGGCCAGCCCAGAGAGAUGACGUGGUAGGACUUUCCUUCGGCAUGCUGUCCCCCCCCUUGCUGUUCCCCGCUUUCUCUAAGUGUACUGUAUGUUUGACCUGUGAAAGAUGUAAACUUUAUGAUUCAGGUUAUGUCUGUUCUUAACUCUGUAUCUGUGUAAUAAAGACAAUUUAAUAUCAA